Molecule: messenger RNA, 3356 nt
Organism: Ahaetulla prasina
Lineage: Eukaryota; Metazoa; Chordata; Lepidosauria; Squamata; Colubridae
Gene: FRMPD3
Product: FERM and PDZ domain containing 3
Exons: 13
Coding region: 1560-3224 (554 amino acids)
Biological process (GO): signal transduction
Cellular component (GO): cytoskeleton
Molecular function (GO): protein binding
Source: RefSeq, a predicted model, not a curated record
AGUGCUGCUGGCAUUUUUAAAAAGGAAAAGAAGGAAAGCGGAGUGAAUGAGACUUUCCCUAAAAUGCAGAUUAGAGAGAAAAGCAAGGAAUCCUUCUGUGCCAGAGGCAAGGACCCAGCUGAGAGAGGCAAGCUAAGCCAGCCAGCCAGCCAGCCCUGGGGCCAAGAGACAGAGCAACCAGCCUGCCACAAGCAUCUAAAAGCCCUAAUUUUUCAAGAGUCCCCUGACUCCCCCACAUCCCCCAAGGGAGGCUGGGGAAGCGGGGCUGGAAGUGGGGCAACUUGGCUGGGCCAGAAGCAACGUCUCUGAGCAAGUGGAGGCAAGUCCCUCCCCUACUCCUUCUUAUUAAUCUUGGGGCCCUUGGCUGCCUAGCUAUUCUGCUUGGAUUCAAAGGCAGAAGCAAACCAGUCCCCCUCCAUCUUUGGUGUGGGAAGUGUUAGAUUCAGUUUAGAGUCUGCAGAAGUGGAGAAACCAAGCAACGGGCUGCUGCUCUUCCUUAGCUGGCAGACUUUCCAGCCAGCGCAGGGGACCUCCAAAGGAGCUGAAGGACAAGUUGACUUUGUAUAUAAUAUACAAAUGGAUGAAGACUAUUGCUUAACAUAGCAUAAGCUACCCUGAGUCUUCGGAGAAGGGCGGGAUAUAAAUGCAAAUAAAAAAAAAAACCUGAGGCAGGCUGGGCACCAUUGUUGCUCCGCCACCUUCAGCCUGAAUGCAUCAGUAGCUAUAUUGUCUAUGCCACCAUGAACCUCGCAGACCCUCAGCCCAGACAGGUGGCCUUGAAGAAGGUGUCUUGUGGUGAAGUUGGGGGAAGCAGGUGAAGGAAAGAGAGAACACUUUCAAAUAUCAGCAGCAAGCAUGAGAUCUAGUGACAGAAUUUGAAUUUGUACUGAGAUGCAUGAAGCUGCCAGUCAGCCCCAAACACAGCCUUUCCCUGGCAGUGGCAAAGAGCCAGGGACAGCCUCUCUCCCCCACAGCAGCCACAUUGGGCAACAGAAAUCUCUUCUUGGUAUAAGAUACUCUAUAAAGCGCUGGAUGUACUGAGCAUUGGCACCCUGAGAAAACAGAUGAGAGGAGGACAGGACCUGUUCCACUGCCUGAGCAUCUCGAAGGGUGAAUCCUGCUUGCAUUCUUCCUCCCUUCUUGCAUUUCCUGUUGGAGCUGCUUGGGUAAAUCCACCACAGGGAGCAGCCUCGCUUCGGGAUAGGAGUCCAGCCCUCGGCCGGGAGCGUCUUUCCUCCCUCGGGACUCCUUUGCAGAUCUUUAUUUAUUUAUUUAUUAAAUUUUUAUUUAUUAAAUUUAUGAUCUUAGUUGUCUGGCGUGCCAAAGUGCCAGGAGAAUAGGCAAGGCUUUGCUUUGGAGAGAGACGGUUUGGUCUGGGAGAGAGGCGAUGUCAACUGUGGGGCUGACCCCUCCACUGGCGCGGUGGUGGCCUCCUCCAGCCCGGGUGGUGCCAGAGAGGACCUUGUGGUCCCCCCAGGCUGUGAAGAAGAGCAGAAGCUUAUCCAAGGCAAAGGGCGCAAGCAGCUCCCACUCUCCUCUCUGUUGUUUUGUGUCUCUGCAUGCCCAGGCAUGUGACUCAGGCAGAGUGCUGCUGGGAUGAUAUGGAAUGUGACCAGUUGUCUGCAGAGGCCCUCCGACAGGUGAAAGUCCAGCGUCACCCCGUCUAUGGAUUCGGCUUUGUGGCCGGAAGUGAGAGACCGGUGGUAGUUCGCUCGGUGACUUCAGGAGGGCCAUCUGAGGAUAAGCUGUUGGCAGGUGACCAGAUUUUGGCCAUAAAUCAUGAAGAUGUAAGUGACGCUCCCAGAGAGAGAGUUAUAGAACUCGUCAGAGGCGCCAAGGAGGCCCUGGUCCUUACGGUGCUACAGACUCAUCAGUCCCCCAAAUCAGCCUUUAUCAGUGCAGCCAAAAAAGCAAAACUGCGGUCCAAUCCAGUGAAAGUUCGCUUUUCGGAACACGUCACCAUUGGCGAGACGGAUCCCGACAUGCUGAAGAAGGAAGCUCUUCUCCUGAUUCCAAAUGUGCUGAAGGUUUUCCUUGAGAACGGACAGAUUAAGUCUUUCACCUUUGAUGGCCGAACCACCGUCAAGGAUGUGAUGAUGACCCUGCAGGAUCGGCUGUCCCUGAGGCAGAUCGAGCAUUUCUCCCUGGUCCUGGAAUACUCCAGCCCUGAACAAAGUCACAAGUUCCUCCUUCUGCAAGACAAGCAGCCCCUGGCCCAUGUGGUGCAGAGGACACACUACCAAGGAAUGCGAUGCCUCUUCCGGGUCAGCUUCUUUCCCAAAGACCCUGUGGAGCUGCUGCGAAGGGACCCGGCAGCCUUUGAGUACCUGUAUAUCCAGAGCCGCAACGAUGUGAUCAGGGAGCGAUUUGGGAUGGAGCCCAAGCCGGAAAUGCUGCUUGGCCUGACUGCCCUGCACAUUUACAUCACGGUUUCAGCCACACGGCCCAGCCAGAAAGUCUCUCUCAAAAACGUGGAGAAGGAAUGGGGCCUGGAGCCUUUCCUGCCCCCCUCGCUGUUGCAAGGCAUCAAAGACAAGAGCCUUCGGAAGGCACUGUCUCAGCAGCUGAAGGCCCAUCAGAACCAGCCCCCCUGGGGCACCAAGAUCACCACCACCCAAGCGAAGCUCCACUACCUGCGCAUCCUGAACGAGCUGCCAACCUUUGCAGGCGUCCUGUUCAACACAGUGGGACUGGAUGAGAAACAGCCAGCCACCACUCUCCUGGUGGGGCCUCGCCAUGGCAUCAGCCACGUCAUCGAUCUGAAGACAAACCUCACCACCGUGCUGUCCGAGUUCAGCAAAGUCAGCAAGAUCCAGCUCUUCAGGGAGAACCAGGGGGUGGCCCGGGUGGAAACAAGCAUCCUGGACGCCAAGCCUCUGGUGCUGCUAAUGGAAUGGCCGGAGGCCACCAACUUCACCUGCCUCAUCGCUGGCUACUGCCGCCUUCUGGUGGACUCCAAGCGGAUGAUCCUUUCCCGACACACCAGUCAGCCAUCACCGCUUCCACUGACCAAGGCAGCAGCCCGUUCCUCGGUCAUCAACCUCUGGCACCAGCAGGGCACCUGGCUAAGAAGGAGAGCAGGCUCCUGGGAGGCUCUCUCCCAAGCCCCGGAGGGGGUGGCCCUCCAGAUCCCCUGGGCUCGGAGCUCCUCAGCUUUUGCUACCUGCACCUGCGGGAGCACAAGAAGGAGCGCAAGAGCGGGACUGACGUCAAUGAAAACCUGAUCCUCUUUGAGGAGUCCCGGCCCCGGACUAAAUCGGAUCCCACCUCAGAGAGCUCCGGGCGAGACUGCCAUGUGGCCGCCCAGUACUGUGAGCCCCACGGCCCAGACCAGGAGCACUGGGCCAACAGAGCCA